AUGAAGACUUCUUUCGCAGCUCUCCUGGCCAUGGCCUCCGCUGCUGCACCCUCCCUCGCUGCUGCAAGUGAAGACAAGUCAACGCUAGACAAGCGAUUUGGAGCCGAGGACUUCCGUGACGCGAUCAAGGGCUGGAAGUUUGGUGACCUGGAACAUCGCGCAAUGUUGAACUACGUAACCAAUUCCGAAAAUGAAGACGGCACGUGGCAACUCCUCGACCAGGACGGGAACUUGUUGGAGGAGAAGGAUGUCAAAGCGGACAGCAUGAAGUGGAUGUUCGAGGCACCGACCAGCGACCGCCGCGACCUCUCCCCCCUCGAGGCGAGAGUGUCCAAGGAAGAUGAGUGCAAGACGACUAGCUGCCAGCUUCAUCCUAUUCGUUAUGGUGGCAUCGUCAUGCGCGAUGAAGAUGAACUCUGCAAGGAUAAAGGUUGUAGUGCUUGUGUGCCCGCGACGGUCUCAGUGGACGGCGUCGAAAGGAUGAAAAAGCGAUGUAUUAUCCGGACAUAG
Messenger RNA from Anthostomella pinea, 510 nucleotides. Lineage: Eukaryota; Fungi; Ascomycota; Sordariomycetes; Xylariales; Xylariaceae. The record is from the annotation of a GenBank genome assembly.